Phragmites australis (common reed) is the source of this 964-nucleotide messenger RNA. RefSeq lists its product as uncharacterized. The transcript has a single exon. NCBI's taxonomy places the organism in Eukaryota, Viridiplantae, Streptophyta, Magnoliopsida, Poales, Poaceae. The coding region runs from base 175 to 696 and encodes 173 amino acids. The record is from RefSeq and is a predicted model, not a curated record.
CUACCUUCCCCUCAACCACAUAUAAAACCCCUUCACCGCCCCUUCUUCGCCCCUCAUUGUGGCCUCUUGAGCCCCCUCAAGUCUCUGCACAUACAUUCUUGUAUAGAUCUCGUGUGUCAAUCUGUUCUUGUGCUGUUCAUUGCAAGAACUUGAUUGAUUGUUCAGUUGGUGUUCAUGAAGAAGUACAGCAAGAGCAGGAGGCGGCGGCGGCAGCAGCAGCUGCUGCGGCUUCGUACUCUCACUCUCAACAUGGUGGCCACCUUUGUUCUGUGCCUGCUGCUCACUAGCCCUGUCUGGUUCCCUAGGCUAUGCUCGCUCCUCGGUUUCUUCUUCCUCACAACCCUGCCUGACCUGGCCACUGCCUUCUUGCUCAGCCCCAAGUGUCUCUUCGUCGUCGGCAACCUCAUCGUCGCCUUCCUCGUCAGCGAGUCUAGGCUAAAGCCGAGGAGGGAUCAGCCUUCCCUGGUGAAUGAGAUACACGAGGAGCACGUGAAGCGGAACACGGCAACAAUCGCACAGGCGAUGACCGCAGCGGUGGCGGUUGAUCACAGUGCUUUUGUUGGAGCAGUAGAUGAGGAGGAGAAGGAAGAGGAAGGAGAAGAAGAAGAACUGCACAAGAGAGUGGAGGACUUCAUUGCAAGGGUCAAGAAGCAAAGGAAGUUGGAGGCCAAAAGCUUCUUUGAUGCCGAUCGAUAACUAUAUAUGAGCAAAGCAUAUUAUUAAUUAGUUGAUUUCCUUGGAAAUGGAAGAUGCAAAGCAAGAUUGCAUCCAAAGGAUUUGUAAUGCUUUGUGCUGCUAUCCUUGAUUCUGUCUUCUUAGGGUCAUGUCAGAGAAGAACACAUUCCACUUAGGAGGUUGGCAUGCAUCAUGCAUGCACUUACAGUGUAAUUGAGGUUUAACCAUGCCCAUGUAUUCGGAAGAGAAAGGAGAGACGAGAAAUGCGUGUGAUCUUUGAAAAAGGAAA